Molecule: messenger RNA, 2108 nt
Organism: Chinchilla lanigera (long-tailed chinchilla)
Lineage: Eukaryota; Metazoa; Chordata; Mammalia; Rodentia; Chinchillidae
Gene: Rxfp4
Product: relaxin/insulin-like family peptide receptor 4
Exons: 1
Coding region: 333-1631 (432 amino acids)
Biological process (GO): G protein-coupled receptor signaling pathway; immune response
Cellular component (GO): membrane
Molecular function (GO): G protein-coupled receptor activity
Source: RefSeq, a predicted model, not a curated record
GCUCAAGGGAGCCGGUGCUGCACUCCGCUCCAAGUAGGGGAGCUCUAGUUUAGUUGUAGUCGUCCCUUUUUCUUAGUCUGUGUGCUACCAAUGCGACUGACCACUGGUUGCGGUCAUCCCCAAGUCAGGGAGUACCUGGCUCUCACCCUGGAGUGGACGCUUGGGGUUGCCCUCCACAGUAGGAUAACUCCCCCUAUUUCCUUUCUGCUAUGCCCAGUCCAUCUGAAGUAUGCACAUGGACACACACAGACUCAUCCCCUGCUGUUUGGGCCUGUCCUUGCCCUGCCCCACCCACCGCAGAUCUCACCCAGCAGGGAAGGGACAGGUAGUCCAUGCACACCCCUCCCUCCAGGUGUGGGCGUGAGCUAGGACUCUGCAGCCGGAGGCCCCAGAGAAGCACACAGCCCCAGAGCCUCCUGCCGAGAGCCUGCGGUGGCACCUGUCAGUCUGGCAGGCACCUGCUGGCCCCUCCACUCAGCACCACCAACCUCUGCUGCCCUGCGAUGCCCACACCCAAUAUCUCGGUCCCCCUGCCCACGUUCUUCUGGGUCAACGCCUCUGGAGGUGGGGAGUUGGGUGCUGACGAUGCCACGCUGCCUGUCGAAUUCUUCGCCCUGAGGAUCAUGGUGGCCUUGGCCUAUGGGCUUGUGGGGGCCAUCGGCUUGCUGGGGAACUUGGCUGUGCUGUGGGUGCUGGGUAACUGUGGUGCUCGGCGAGCCCCUGGUCCACCUUCUGACACCUUCGUCUUCAGCCUGGCUCUGGCAGACCUGGGGCUGGCACUUACUUUGCCCUUCUGGGCAGUUGAGUCAGCGCUGGACUUCCACUGGCCUUUCGGAAGUGCCCUCUGCAAGAUGGUCCUGACGGCCACCGUCCUCAAUGUCUACGCCAGCAUCUUCCUCAUCACAGCCCUGAGUGUUGCCCGGUACUGGCUGGUGGCUUUGGCUGUAGGGCCACGCACCCAUCUCUCGCUCUUCUGGGCCCGUGUGGCCACCUCGGCAGUAUGGGUGGCAGCGGCCCUGGUGACGCUGCCCACGGCCAUCUUUGGGGCCGAGGGUGAGUUAUGGGGUGUGCACCUCUGCUUGCUGCGCUUCCCCAGCAGGUACUGGCAGGGAGCCUACCAGCUGCAGAGGGUGGUCCUUGCCUUUGUGCUGCCCUUGGGCAUAAUCACCACCAGCUACCUGCUGCUAGUGACCUUCCUGCGGAGGCGGCAACGACAGCGGCAGGACAGCAGAGUGGUGGCCCGCUCUGUCCGUAUCCUGGUGGCUUCCUUCUUCCUUUGCUGGUUUCCCAACCAUGUGGUCACUCUCUGGGGCGUCCUGGUGAAGUUUGAUCUGGUGCCCUGGAGCAGAACUUUCUACACGGUUCAUACCUAUGUCUUUCCUGUCACCACCUGCUUGGCACAUAGCAACAGCUGCCUCAACCCUGUGCUGUACUGUCUGCUGCGGCGGGAGCCCCGCCAGGCUCUGGCAGACACCUUCAGGGCUCUGCGAUCCAGGCUGUGGCCCCAGGGCCCUGGCUGGCUGCAGCGGGUGGUCCUAAAGGAGGUAGGCAGUCCGUGGAUAGCGAGCACCCCCCGGGAGAGUGGCCCUUCUAAUGUGCUUGUGAACUUGCACAGAGGGACACCUGGUUGAAGGACAAAGCUCCAUUCUCUCCUCUUUCUAGGACCUGCCAGACACAGGAUCCACACAUCCUAGGGAGAGGCUGCCCUCUCGGCCAGGCCCAUGGAAAUUCCGAUCUCCAAUCACCGACUCUGGGUGUAGGGAAUGCGGGAGGCCAGGGCCCAGGUCUGGGUUGAAUGUGACAAAGCUGAAGUCUCUAUUUAGAGGUGGAAAAGAAGAGGAACUCACAAUAAACUUCUGGAUUACCCACAAGUUGUCUUGUUUUAUUUAUUUAUUUUUGAGACCCUGUCUCACUAAGUUGCUAAAUUGCCUGGGCUGGGCUGGAACUUGUAUUCCUCCCUUCUCAGCCUUCUAGGGUGCUGGGAUAAAUACAUAGCACCACAGCCUGCUCUUUGCCUUCACCUCUUAUCCCAGUUCCAUCUCCAGUUUAUUUUAUUUAUUUUUUUUUGGGGGGGUGUUUCCGGUACCGGGAACCGAACUCAUGACCUU